GCAGCUAUGAAUGAACACAGUGCUAACCGCUGGUAGUGUGUAUAUUGUGAAUUACGCCCACAUAUACACCACGCAACUCAUUGACACGUAGCUUUAUAAUAUUUUGAUUCACAGCGCUUCCACCUGAAAUGGGAUACCAUGACUUUUACUGCUCUUUUUAAUUUAAUUAAACAGAGUAGAAAGCGUUAUAUUGGUUGCUAGCUAGCAAGUCAUCUCUGUAGCCUAACUUCCUAAAGUGUCCGUCGGCCAAACCAUGAAGGUCCGCUCGUCUGUUUUUGCCUCCUUUAUUUUAAUAUUCGAAGUGAUUGGCAUUGCCCUUUUCCUGCGGGGAUUUUUCCCCGUACCUGUCAAGUCUUCUUUCUCAUCCAAGAGCAAGCUGUCAGAUCUGCCAGCCGAGCCGCUGACAGGAAGCGCUCCUAAUUCAUCUCGCCUCCCGCAGCCCCUGUUUAAAAGGGUGGUUAUUAUGUUAGUGGAUGCCCUCCGAGAGGACUUUGUGUUUGGACCCAAUGGUCGUAUGUAUAUGCCCUACACAAGGCACGUGGUGGAAAGAGGCUCAUCACACAGCUUUGUGGCCAAGGCGAGACCACCUACAGUCACUAUGCCCAGGAUCAAGGCUCUUACCACUGGCAGUAUCCCAGGCUUCAUUGAUGUGGUAAUGAACCUAAAUUCUCCUGCACUGUUGGAAGACAACCUCAUUUGGCAAGCCAAAACUGCAGGGAAGAGGAUAGUAUUCUACGGGGAUGACACCUGGGUGCGCCUUUUCCCAAAACACUUCAUGGAAUAUGAUGGCACAACUUCCUUUUUCGUGUCUGACUACACUGAGGUUGACAACAAUGUAACCCGUCACUUGGACAGCACCUUAAAGAGAGAUGACUGGGACAUUUUAAUCCUCCACUACCUAGGCCUGGACCACAUUGGUCAUAUGAGUGGACCGUAUAGCUCACUCAUCCAACCCAAACUGAUGGAGAUGGACGACAUCCUGAAGAAGAUCCAUAGUGCUCUCAUUUCAAAGGAAGUCGAGGGAUCCUUGCCUUACCUGCUGGUGUUGUGUGGAGACCACGGCAUGUCGGAGACCGGCAGCCACGGAGGCUCUUCGGAGCCGGAAGUCAGUACACCUUUGGUUCUCAUAAGUCCAGCCUUCAAAAGAAAAGCGGGAAUGGAGAAACCAGGAGUGGUGGAGCAGGUUGACCUAACCCCAACCCUGGCCUUAGGCCUUGGCCUGCCCAUAUCUCAGAACAGCGUUGGCCGCGUGAUCCAGAGUGUCUUGGAGGAAACCUCACUGCGAGACCAGCUGCGCUUCCUGCAUCUCAAUGGCCACCAGCUCAGCUGCUUGCUCAAAGACAGCAUAUCCGACUAUGAGAAAGAGGUGGGAUUUGAGCAGUUUCGUGUGGCAGAAAAGGCUCACGGGAACUGGAUGAAGCUUUACCUGGAAGGAAACACCUCCGAGGUGCUGACCAACGUGGGCAAAAAGGUCCUGAGGCAGUAUCUGGAGGCCCUAGCUGCCAUGAGCGCUGCUCUGAGCAAACAGCUGGGCAAGUAUGACAUGUACUCCAUGAUUGCAGGCAUGGUGUUUGUCUUUCAGCUCCUGUUGGUCUUACUGCUGGCUAUGCCUGAAGCCCUCAGCAGUGCCGCAGCAGUGGACCUCCCCAUCCUCUCAGCCCUGCUCUCCCUGCCUUUUUACCUCUUGUGCCUACUUCUUGCCUCAGUGCACGUCUUGGUGUGCACAUCUGCUGGGAGCUCCUGUUACUUCUGCAGCCUCUCCUGGGGUCUCGUGUUUGCUGCCGUUGCCUUCUCCUCAGCAAUGUUUUGUAUUCUGGUCUCUAUAGCAACACGAAGACUCCCCCUGGGUGCAAAGAUUCAUGGGAAGUCUCCUCUGAGGAGCAGUGAGGUUGACUGGUCGCUGUCAGAGCUGGAUGUUUUGCUGCUGGCCGGCACCGUCGGUCACACUCUCAGCCUGGCGGCCAGCAGUUUCGUAGAGGAAGAGCACCAAACCUGGUACUUUCUGCUCAACACGCUCUGCCUCACCGUGUUCCAGGAUGUCUGCCGCAAGUACUUCAGAGAGAAGAGGGGCUCUGGAGAUGACGAAGAGCAUAUCCUCCCUUCCAAAGACCGUCAUCCCUCCGCUCACCCCAAAGCAGAGAUUUUCUCAGAGAAGUGGUUAGCGUUAGCCACGCCACCAUUCACUCUGCUCUGCUGCCGGCUACUGCGCUCCCUCAACCAAACUGGGGUGCAGUGGGCUCAUAUCCCUGACGUUGGGCAUUGGCUCAACAGCUCUGAGCACAAGGUGGUCCUCUCCCUGCUGUCCGCUUUCUGUUUGGUUCUCAUCUACUUCCUGGUUCAAAGACGGUGCUCGUGGGUCUCGAAGGUCGCCCUCGCCCUCGGGCUUUUGGGUGUGUACAGCUAUCGGGCAGCUGUCGGCAACGUCCUGUUUCCCUGGCAUCAUUCUGGUCGAACUAUGUCCAAGGGCACGGUGGAAGCUCGCUUUGUUUACGUCUUCAUUUUGGGGAUCCUCUUCUCAGGCACCAAGGACCUGUUGCGAUCCCAGAUCAUCACAGCAGAUACCAAACUGAAGAGCAGGGGAUUAUGGGAGAUUUACAGUGGCUUGGUUUUGUUGGUUUCGCUGCUCUUCCGUGCUCACAACCUGCCAGUCCUCUGCUGCUGCCUGCUGAUCCAGACGCUCAUGGCUCAGUUUAUCUGGAAGAAACUCCACUAUGAUGCCGCCCAGACUACCAUCAUGCACUACUGGUUUGGUCAGGCCUUCUUUUACUUUCAGGGGAAUUCCAACAACAUAGCCACUGUCGACAUUUCAGUUGGAUUCGUUGGACUGGAAAGCUACAUAGAAGCACCUGCCAUCUUCUUAACAGCGCUCAGCACUUAUGCAGGCCCGCUGCUCUGGGCGUGUCACCUCGUCUGCUACCUUAGCUCGGAGAGAGUCCGGAGCCCGGUUGCAGUCGGCCAUGGUUGCUACUGUUUGGCCCUGCUGAGGUCUGUGCCAGCCGCAGCCUACAUAGUGCUGGUAACUGUUCUGCGCUAUCAUCUCUUCAUAUGGAGUGUCUUUUCACCCAAAUUACUGUACGAAUCCAUGCAUCUCCUGCUGACUGCAGGAGUCUGUCUCUUCUUCAUCACCAUGGAACAAAGCCCCAGCUCAAGUAAGUCUUAGGAAGCCAAAGACUGAAAAUCCCCCCUAAAGGAUCAGACUUGGUCUUAUACUGUGUGGGACUUUCAGCCUGAUCCACGCUACAGUGUACUCACCUUCACUCUCUAAGUUAAUUCUGUUCACAUUAUGUGAAUAGAUGUUUGUGAACUCUGUUGCAAAAAAUACUUCGGGGAUGCACUUUUAAUGUAUUUUUG
Pundamilia nyererei is the source of this 3351-nucleotide messenger RNA. RefSeq names its product phosphatidylinositol glycan anchor biosynthesis class G (EMM blood group) (gene pigg). Gene Ontology annotation, biological process: GPI anchor biosynthetic process. Gene Ontology annotation, cellular component: endoplasmic reticulum membrane. NCBI's taxonomy places the organism in Eukaryota, Metazoa, Chordata, Actinopteri, Cichliformes, Cichlidae. The transcript is spliced from 13 exons. The coding region runs from base 254 to 3160 and encodes 968 amino acids. The record is from RefSeq and is a predicted model, not a curated record.